AUGCCUAUCGUCGCAUUUGGAGGUCGGAGGCUUUUUGCAGAUGGAAGAAUAGCUCUUGGGAAUGAAGAGAGUGGGUGGGUGGACUUGUUUCGCGCUGAAGAUCUAGAAUUGCAGGGAGAAAGCGUGUGCGCAUGUGACUCAUCAUCAGCAGCAGCCGCAGCAGCAGCAGCAGCAGCAGCAGCAGCAGCAGCAGCAGCACGAAGGGCACCCUCACGAGCACUACGCCCUUCAGCAGCAGCAGCUCCAGCUGCAGCUUCAGAGACAGCAGCAGCUGCAGUUGCAGCAGCAGCAGCGGUAUCAGGAGCUGCAGCAGCUAGCAGCAGCUGCAGGGAGAAGAGCAGCAGCAGCAGCAGCAGCAGCAGCAGCAGUACGGCGAGCCCUCUGGGCCAGUACAGUCGCGACUACCCCCUGGAGUCUGAUGAAGGAAAAUCGGAGUCUGAGGGAAACCAGCCAACGCGAGACGCUGCUGCAGGCUCGGCAGCCGCUGCUGCAGCAGCUGCUGCUGCUGCUGCAGCUGCAGCAGGCUUCGGGCUGCUGCAUCGCCCCCGCAGCAGAAGCGAGAAGUCUCAACACAAGGCCUUGCGAUCGCUUGUGCCCCUCGACUUGAUGGCAGCGUACGAGGAAGCAAAGGCGGCACGAGCUGCAACUGCCGCUGCCGCCUCUCCGCUUCCACGGCAGCUCGUGAAAGCCGUGGGGAUGCCAAACAGCGACAACAUCCAGUCGAUUAUCACUGCAUCCCUCCAACAGGUGCUGCUGCUGCGGGAGGCUCGAAAGGCAGCAAGCGCACGGGGGGCCCCUGCGGAAGCAGCAAGGGAUGCUGCCACUACGGCAGCCACCGCUUUGUGGCAGCUGGAUCGAAGCAUAGCCGCUGCACUGCUGCACCAGCAAUGCUUAGCAGCAGAAGCAGGCUUGCUGCUCGCAACCAGAGAAGAGCUGUUGCGGCCUUGCCUCAAGCUUUGGACAGCAGCAGCUGCAGCAGCAGGUGCAGGAGCUGCAGGAGGAGUAGAAGAUGCAACAACAGCUGCAGCAGGUGCAGUAGCUGCAGGAGGAGCAGAAGAUGCAACAACAGCAGCAGCUGCAGGAGUAGAAGAUGCAACAACGGCAGCAGCCGCAGGAGUAGUAGAUACAACAACGGCAGCAGCUGCAGGAGUAGUAGAUGCGAAAGCAGGCAAAAGCUCCUCAGCUGCGGCUCCCUGUGUGCUGACGGUGUUAGAGGCUGAAGGAAUCCAUACGUAUGCAGAAGUCGGAGAGGCCCUUGUCUCGCGUGUGGCGUUUGCUCGUGGGGAGGCGUUUGGGAAGUAUGCGCAUCUUGCGGCUUUGAAAGAAUUGCAAGUCAGAGGGGAGCUGUGGCAGCUGCUUGAGGACCACGCGGGGUGUAGCGACACCUUGGCGGGGAAGAAAUCGCAUGCACCCGGAUCUGGAGGUGUAGAAAAUGCAGCAAUUGCAGCAAUUGCAGCCGCGAUUGCGGCCGUCGAUGCACUUCGCAAGGUGAACACUUUGUUGUUUCCCAAGUUGCUGCAGCAGCUGCAGCAGCACAUGCCUUGCUGCGGGAUUGCUCUCCUGAGCCGCUGUGCUGCAGCUGCAACACACCCCGCAGUGCGGAGGCUCCUUGUUGCCGCGGCAAUCCCCAGCAGUGCGGGAGUUCACUCGACGAGGCGUCUGGCAGAAGCGCCAAAAGCAGCAGCCCGCAGGCUCGACUCUUGGGGUGGGGGUAGGGGUGAGGAGGAAACGGCCAUUAGUUCUUCCCCCAUGCGUUCCGCAGCGACCUCUGGCUAUUGCGACAACGCCGAAGAAGGCUUUUUGGAAAGAAGAGGACAUGCGCGAAAAGGCUUUCUCCCCAGAGAAGCGCUGAGAUCGUCUUGCUUCGCGCGGAAUCCAAGAAAGCCUCUCCAGACGGCGCCCUCCGCUGCUGUUGGUGCGCUCAAGAAACUCGGCUUUGCCGUAGAGAGAGCUGCUCGGGAAGGCGAGAUUUCGUGGACUGAGGCUGCCGAGUUCGUUCAGAUCCUCCUAUUGGGCUUACCCAUGGCAGAUGCAAAAAGCCUCUCUAUCCUCGCCAAUGGACUGACACGACUGCACCUAUGGAACCAUCCCCUCCUGCCUCUAAUCUUUCAAAGGGCACACUCCGUGCUGCGUGGAGCGAGCUGGCAGUCUCUCGCCUUGCUGCUACAGGCCGCAUCAAAGGUGGAAAGCUGCAGACCAGCUGAUGCUGCGAAUACACCCUGUAGCGGCGGAUGCAUGCAUAGCGGAGGAGUCGUGCACGUGUGUGUCGGCCCCUAUGGGUGGGGUGUUACGGGUGUCUUAUGCUUUCAGGGAGGCUGCUGCUGCGCGGACGAAAAGCUGGUGCAGAUGAUUUGCUGCGAAGUGCUGAGCCGCCUCAAGGCUGAAGGAGCUUGGGGGGAAGCGCAUGUCUCCUCUGCUGGCCCCUCUGUAACUGACACGCAGUGCACGCAGCGUCUCGCAGUUCCUGCUGCAGCUUUGCAGUCCGCUCCUCGAGCACGCAGCAUAAGCAUCAUUGCGUAUUCACUGUGCAAAGCUUUCCCCGUCCUCGAGAGUUUCUCGGAGGGGAGGCGGUGGGAGUUGCUGAGCCGUCUGACGCAACGAGCUGCAGAGGCAGUGCGCGCCUUCAAGUCUGCAGAACUGGCCAACACGACUUUCGCGAUUGCUGCGUUUGCCAGAAAGGCACGGGGGACUGCCUCAGGUUCCUCUGCGACGGCGUCUAGCGUCUGCAGACCGUGCGAAAAAAACGCCGCAGAGGCAGCACUGCCACACAGAGAGUCAGUCGCCUCCAGUUCUACACCCGCAGCAGCAGCCGCAGCCGCUGGAAUCCGGGGUACAGGGCAUGCAAGGACUGCCGUUGGAUCGUCGUGCCUCGUCAGCGCAGUUCCUCCUUGA
Messenger RNA from Cyclospora cayetanensis, 2892 nucleotides. RefSeq names its product ice-structuring glycoprotein. The record is from RefSeq and is a predicted model, not a curated record. Lineage: Eukaryota; Apicomplexa; Conoidasida; Eucoccidiorida; Eimeriidae.